CACACUCACUCACACACCAAAGCUCAGAGAGAGCGCUGCAAUUCACCCAGAGCGCCCGAUCCUGCGUGGAUGGAUCUACAUCACCCCACGGAGCGCUGCCUGUAGAGCAUGAAACACAGCGUGCAGGGUUAAGGUCGUCCGCCUCUCCACCACUGCACUGAGACGGACAUUCAGGAGGGAGGGGAAGGAGAGAGCUCGUGCGUGCUGCCCAAACCAAACUGCCCAAACGCGCUCCUGGCGCUUUGCUGGACUGCGUGCAAACGCGAUCAACGGAAUGGCUAAAGAGGCGCGAGGUAAAGUGACUUUACGCAAGCACAGUGCUUCCCACUGGCGUAUGCAGAACAUCGCCCAAGAAUCCGUUGACAGCUCUGAUGAUGAGUUCUUCGAUGCUCGAGAGGUUCUGGAGGGGAAGACUGCUAUGCUGCUGGGGAUGAGUCAGUGGAACUCCAAUGACCUGGUUGAGCAGAUUGAAACCUUAGGCCACAUUGAUCAGACACAAGAGAGCUUGUACCAAAUUCGCAGGCCUAGGUGUGUACCCCAAACCAGCAUUGAUGGCCUAGAAGACGCUGAGACGAAGUGUCAGACGCAGGUGCUGGUGCUGGUGGUACAUGGGGGGAACAUUCUGGACCCGGCAGGUGGUGACCCGGGGGCGAAGGCUGCAGACGUGAGCACUCUGUCCUCAGUAUUGGAGAAGGUGACACAGGCACAUUUCCAGGCUGCCACCCAACAUGUGCUCAUUAAACUGGUGCCCUGCCCUGCUGUAUGUGCAGAAGCCUUCUCGCUGGUCUCCAACCUGAACCCCUACAGCUAUGAUGAGAGCUGUGUGUCCAGCAGUGUGGACCACCUACCACUGGCUGCCCUCCCCCUCCUUGCCAUCGCUGCACCACACUACCAAGACGCUGUGGCAACCGUCAUUGCCCGUGCCAAUCAGGUCUACCACAGCUUCUUGCAAUCCCCUGAUGGACAGGGCUUUGCUGGACAGGUGUGUCUGUUGGGCGACUGUGUGGGUGGCGUGCUGUGUUUUGAUGCUCUAUGUUUCAGCAACAGCCCUCAGCAUGGCAGCCCCAGCCAGAGAAGCAGACACAGCAGUACGGAGAGCUUGAAGGAUAACCGGGGGCUCCUGGGAGAGGCUGGCACGGGCCUGAGCUCCAGCAAGCGCCUCAGCAAGAGCAACAUCGACAUCUCGGCCCCUAGCGAGAGCCGUACGAAGCGGGCCCCGCUGAGCCGCAAACAGAGCGAUUCAUGCGACGCUGAUUCGUCCAGCAGUCAGCACCAUCCGUUUAUCAGCAGUCUGAUACAGGAUGGAGUAGACCCGAAGUCAACAGGCAGCAGUCCAAUUUUGAAUCCAGGCCGUUUUGAUUUCGAGGUUUCCGAAUGUUUCCUGCUAGGCUGCCCACUCGGACUGGUGUUAGCCAUGAGACGGACUGUGCUUCCUUCUGUACAGGUGACUCAGCUGCGGCCUGCCUGUUCUCAGAUAUUCAACCUGUUCUACCCUUCGGAUCCCUCGGCCUCAAGACUGGAGCCCCUCUUGCACUCUUGCUUCCACCGGCUACCCCCAUUCCCUGUGCCGCGUUACCAGCGUUACCCACUUGGUGAUGGGCGCUCCAACCUCAUCGCCGAUGACAUCCACAGCCACACUGAUGUGUUCCUGGAUGGGAGUCCGGCUCCAGGGGCCGCUCCACCCCCGUCCUCCCCGAAGGCGGAUGAGGCAGAGAGAGCAGUGAAGCUGGUGGGUGGCGGGGGCCGCAGGGCCAGCCUGACCAGCAUGGAUAGCCAGUCAUCCGGCUGCUGGGAAAGCAGGCUCAGCUGCACCAUUGCCAACAUCUCCAGUAGCUGGUGGGGCUCCAAACGGCUGGACUAUGCACUGUAUUGUCCUGAUGUCCUCACUGCCUUCCCCACUGUGGCUCUGCCUCACCUGUUCCAUGCUUCUUACUGGGAGUCUACUGAUGUUGUGGCCUUCUUGCUCAGACAGGUGAUGCGGUGUGACUGCGUGAAGGCUCAGGAGGCAGACAGCUCCGACUCCACCUCUUUUUCCCCUUCCAGCCCCAGAGAGAAGUGGCUACGCAGACGCACACAUGUCAAGCUAAGGAAUGUUACCUCCAACCACCGUGUGAAUGAUGUUAUCGCGACAGAGGACGGGCCACAGAUACUGGUUGGUCGCUUUAUGUAUGGCCCUCUGGACAUGGUCACUCUGACAGGAGAGAAGGUGGAUGUGUAUCUGAUGACUCAGCCUCAGUCAGGUCGCUGGGUGCACUUUGACACUGAGGUGACCAACAGCAGUGGCAGAGUUUCCUACACCAUCCCGGACAGCAAAAAGCUGCCUGUGGGGGUUUACCCUAUUAAAAUGGUUGUCAAGGGAGACCAGACGAGUGCUGAGGCCUUCCUGACGGUCCUGCCUCGGGGGAUGGAGUGUGUAGUGUUUAGCAUUGAUGGCUCCUUCGCUGCUAGUGUCUCCAUCAUGGGUAGUGACCCUAAAGUGCGCCCUGGAGCCGUGGAUGUGGUCAGACACUGGCAGGACCUGGGCUAUCUGAUCAUCUACAUCACUGGACGUCCAGACAUGCAGAAGCAGAGAGUGGUGUCGUGGCUUUCCCAGCACAACUUCCCCCACGGCAUGAUCUUCUUCUCCGAGGGGUUGGUGCAUGACCCCCUGCGCCAGAAAACCAUCUUCCUCAGGAACCUGAUGCAGGAGUGUCACAUUAAGAUCAACUCGGCCUACGGCUCCAUGAAGGAUAUCUCCGUCUACAGCAUGCUGGGCCUCAGCCCAAGUCAGAUAUAUAUAGUGGGCAGACCGUCUAAGAAGUACCAGAAUCAGUGUCAGUUCUUGAGUGAGGGCUAUGCGGUGCACCUGUCCUCUCUGCAGUUUGGCCACCGGGCCCGGCCUAAGAAGAGCUCCUCUGUGCGCAUGGUGCUUAGGAAAGGCUCAUUUGGCCUGUCAGCGAAGCCAGAUUUCCUGUGUAAGCGCACACAUCUGCGCCGCACAAUGUCUGUACAGCAGCCUGAACCGCCCAUGACCCCCAACCCCAAACCGGAGCGGGCCCAAAGCCAGCCUGAGUCAGACAAGGACCAUGGGGGUGGAGGAGGGGGAGGUGGACACAGCAUGUGGGCACGGGGGGCCAUGCAUCGUGGUGACACCACUCCCUGACCACAGAAAAAAGCAGGAGAGAGGGACGAGAGGAGAGGAAGAAGGGUUUUACGGUGGGCAAGGUCCAGCUCCUUCACCUCCUCUCAACCCUAGGCUGACGUUGCACCACAUGCUAGGACGAAUCUCGCCUCUGCUGCACUCCACUGUAAAGAGCUUGCCUCGACUCUGUUGGAUUUGACACAACAUCAUAUGUAAAGCCCCUGAUGCCUGAUGCCGGAGCUGUCCUGCUGGAGUCACAGGAACAGAGGGGGUUUCUGUAGUCUCGUAAUGAAGUUUCAGAAUCCAAUUGUGGCUGCGACAUUUCUGAGUUGACUUUUAUGUCCUGGGAGGCUCUGAUGCAGUGUUGCAGUGAUGUGGCUGUUUCCUUUCUCAGCUUUGUGUGGAUUUACCUAGUGAUCCACAUGGCCUUUUCUUCAGAGGAGCUGAACACAGAAGGGCCGUGCUCUAAAGUUCUAAAGGCGAGAGGACAUCCGAUUAGAUUCCAGCCCAAACGUUAAGAUAUUGAAGAAGAAAGCUCAUAACCUGCUGCUUGGACAGGUCUUGGUGCUGGCUCCUGCAAUAAUACUUCUAUGUAAAUACUGCAGGCACUACCCUGCUACCUGGGCAGCUGUCCACAGGUCAUCUGCAGCAAUGGGGCUAGCCUGGCAUAUGCUGGCUCUUCACUUUGACCCAGACCCCUGGGCAUCUGACCACACGGGCGACUGCUAAACUCCCCCCUGCCCUCUCCACUGGGUCACAAUUCUCGUCCCAUCUCUCUUAUACAGUCCCUCUCAUAUUAGCAGCUAUGGGAGCUGCUGGAUGGGAUUUUAACCAUCAGUGAAUUUGUUUGUGCCUGACCUUCUCCCAUUUGUGUGGCGCUAAAACAAAACAGAGUAUGUUACUAUGGGUGUAGUUGCUUGUGGCAAUAGCUAAAUACACCAAUGUUUACCAUAGGUCAAAUGAUGACUUUGUAUCUGUAUUGCAGUGGUGACUGUAGUUGUUCACAAGAUUGUUACUGUACUGCCACAAUAUUCAAACAAUACUGGCAUAAUUACUUAAUCCGAUAUUGAUAUUGUUUACAAAUAAAUGAUCCUUGUACAUAUAUAUAAACAGUAUAUAAAUGGAGAUCAUUAUUAGCCAUUUUGAGAGAUGUUGAUUGUCUCGGCGUGUUCUACCUGUAAUGUUGCUUUUUGUAGUAAUGAAAACUGACUUUUUCAUUAAGGAACUGAGAACUGCAACAUGUUUAUUACUGUAAAUUUGCCUAACCAAAGUAUGUUACACUUUCUUGUACAUUUAGAUGUAGAGUGCCCUUUGUAUAGGCUGUGUAGUGUGAAUGUGUUGAUUUGGACAUUUUUGUAUUCGUUGUACAUAUUUGAAAUGAAGAGCAGUUGUUACAUCUUGACAAAUAAGGUCUUAAACUUAGUAAGGUCUUAAACUAAGUCUGCGACUUGAGCCUAUGAGACUACGGGAAUUUAAAGACAUACUGUAUUUAUAUGAUCUUUUGUGUGUGAUGUUCUGAAUCAAAUUGUGAUCAUUGUUACUGAUGAAAUAUUGUCAGUAUACACAGUAUAUGAAUGUAUUUGCAGCCUUAUAAACAUUGUGUGUACAGUCGUACAUUUAUUCGUCUUACAAAGGUAUAGAUAUUCCAAUUAUGUGCUAUAAGAGAAUAUAUUUGUAUUUUCCUCAAGGUAUUCGUUAAGAUGGAGAUAUAUUAUUAUAAUUUAUGACAGGAUAAUUAAAUGAUGGUAUAACACAACUGUACUAGCUGCAGCCAAUAAAUGUUCUUUUGGCUCUGAA
Colossoma macropomum (tambaqui) is the source of this 4918-nucleotide messenger RNA. RefSeq names its product PITPNM family member 3 (gene pitpnm3). Gene Ontology annotation, biological process: phospholipid transport. The record is from RefSeq and is a predicted model, not a curated record. Gene Ontology annotation, molecular function: phosphatidylinositol binding; phosphatidylcholine binding; metal ion binding. Lineage: Eukaryota; Metazoa; Chordata; Actinopteri; Characiformes; Serrasalmidae. Gene Ontology annotation, cellular component: cytoplasm. The coding region runs from base 275 to 3142 and encodes 955 amino acids. The transcript is spliced from 20 exons.